AUGCAUUACACUUCAGUGAUUAGCUCUAUUAUCCUGGCCGCGUGUGUCAGCGCCCAAGUGCUAGAUAUUCCAGCCGUGGAUGAGAUUGUCAGCUCCGCGUUGAGUCCCUUUGCCGACUAUACAGCCUACCAUGGUCCUACAGGGAGUGCCUCGGCAGCCCUGAGCUCAACAACAGCAGAAACAAAGCAACGCAUUGCCUCUGUGCAGGCUGUUGCUGAUGCAUCGUACUGGCUGGCGGAUAUCACUCACCAAGGCAUCGCCGCCUUCAACACAAACCCUUCUGGCUACAAGGUCUUUCGCAAUGUCAAAGACUACGGUGCCAAAGGUGACGGUGUGACUGACGACACGGCUGCAAUCAAUGCUGCAAUGAGUGAUGGCGGCCGAUUCGGCCCAGCGGAUCGAAUGACCUCUACUACGACCCCGGCAAUCGUCUACUUCCCAUCUGGGACAUACUUGAUCUCCUCGCCCAUUAUUGACUACUACUUCGCUCAGAUCAUCGGCAACCCCAAUGCCAUCCCCGUUAUCAAAGCCACAUCUGGUUUCACAGGACUGGGCAUGAUCGAUGGAGAUCAAUACCAGAACGACGGCAACCAAGGCUGGAUCUCGACAAAUGUAUUCUUCCGACAGAUUCGCAAUCUGAAGCUGGACAUGACCGGCAUUCCCGCCAGCUCGGCUGCAACUGGCAUCCACUGGCCAACCGGCCAAGCCACGAGCAUCCAGAAUGUGCAGAUUGUCAUGAGCUCUGCGUCGGGGACACAGCACCAGGGUAUUUUCAUUGAGAACGGAUCCGGCGGCUUCCUAGCCGAUGUGACAAUCACCGGUGGUCUGUAUGGCGCAAAUAUUGGCAAUCAGCAAUUCACCAUGCGGAACCUGGACAUCUCCGACGCCGUGACGGGGAUUUCUCAGAUCUGGAACUGGGGCUGGACCUACCAGGGCCUCACGUUGACCAACUGCACAACGGCAAUCUCGAUCAACAACGGCGGCGCCGGUUCUCAGCUAGUUGGCUCGGUAAACAUCCUCGACAGCACCAUUCGCGAUUGCCCCAAGUUUGUGGCUUCUGCAUGGCAGAGCUCGACUUUCACCAAUGGCAGCCUAAUCCUGGAGAAUAUCGCCCUUGACAACGUCCCAGUCGCGGUGCAGGGUCCUAGUGGCACUGUCCUUGCUGGCUCAUCGAGGACUUUGACUAUUAGCGCCUGGGGCCAAGGCCACAAAUAUACUCCGAACGGUCCUGCCAAUUUCCAGGGCUCUUUUCCUGCACCAACGCGUCCGAGUGCAUUGCUUGCAAGUGGGUCUUCUAGAUUCUAUACCAAGACAAAGCCGCAGUACGAAGCGUCGCCGAUCUCUUCGUUUGUCAGUAUCAGAAAUGCGGGUGCCAAGGGUGACGGCUCAACCGAUGACACGAAAGCCAUACAGUCUGCGUUGACUUCCGCCGCCUUGUCGGGUAGGAUUGUCUUCUUUGAUCAAGGCGUUUACAAAGUUACCAAUACCCUUUAUAUCCCGCCUGGAUCUCGCAUUGUCGGAGAGGCCUACGCUGUCAUAAUGGCCAGUGGCAGUGUCUGGUCCAGCAUCACCAAGCCGGUUCCUGUGGUUCAGGUUGGCAAGUCGGGAGAGUCUGGAUCAGUUGAGUGGUCCGACAUGAUCCUGAGCACGCAGGGCUCCGCACCGGGAGCCGUACUUGUUGAGUGGAAUCUAGCAGCAGAGACAGGGUCCGGGAUGUGGGAUGUCCACACCCGUAUUGGAGGGUUCACUGGCUCUAAACAGCAGGUGGCUCAGUGUCCAACUUCCGUAGCGGUGUCCACAGCCUGUGAGGUCGCCUACAUGUCAAUGCACAUUACGGAAACAGCCAGUGGGGUUUAUCUGGAGAAUGUCUGGCUGUGGACUGCCGACCAUGACCUUGACAGUCCAGACGAUGUCCGGAUUUCCGUCUACACAGGCCGGGGCCUGCUCGUGGAGGGAGAAAACAUUUGGCUCUAUGGAACUGGAGUUGAACACCACUCACUUUAUCAGUACCAAUUUAACGGGGCCAGCUCAGUGGUGGCAGGCUUGAUUCAGACAGAAACCCCGUACUAUCAGCCGAAUCCCAACGCUGCCAACGGACCGUACCCAACUAACUCCGGUCUCAACGACCCGGACUAUACUAGCUGCCUCCCUGGAAACUGCAACUCGCUCGGUCUGCGAGUUGUCGACAGCAAGGAUAUUGUAGUCUAUGGGGCCGGUCUAUACAGCUUCUUUAACGACUACAGCACUACAUGUUCCACGUUUCCUCUCCCUGAGAACUGCCAGAGCGAAAUCUUCAGUGUCGAGGGCACCACCAGUGGUCUGGUGGUGUAUACGCUCAGCACGGUUGGCACGAUCAAUAUGAUUGUCCGAGACGGGACGUCUUUGGCGAAGGUCAGUGACAAUCUGGCGACCUAUGCUGCCACGAUUGCAUAUUUUACUCUGUAG
Messenger RNA from Penicillium alfredii, 2445 nucleotides. RefSeq names its product glycoside hydrolase family 55 protein. The transcript has 5 exons. Bases 1 to 2445 code for a protein of 814 amino acids. Lineage: Eukaryota; Fungi; Ascomycota; Eurotiomycetes; Eurotiales; Aspergillaceae. The record is from RefSeq and is a predicted model, not a curated record. Gene Ontology annotation, molecular function: polygalacturonase activity.